AUGUUCCUCGAUCUGAUGAGUCGGUCGCGAGAUUCCGAUGCAAUCAAAUUGUAUCACCUGGACAAAGCCCUCGUUGGUUCGGCCGCCGGUUUCAUCGACGCGAAGACGAUCAACGACAACAACUACGAGCACGCUUGGAACCUGCUUGAGGAGCAAUUCGGGAACAAGCGGAUCAUCGUGGACACUCACAUUCGUGGCCUCCUCAACUUGAAGCAGAUGUCGCAUGAGUCGCACAAGGAGCUGCGAGAGCUUUUGGGCGAGUGCACCCGGCACGUCGCGAACCUUGAGUUCCACGGACAGGAGCUGACCGGAGUGUCCGAGUUGGUAGUGGUAAAUCUGCUGUCGGCGGCACUGGACAAAGAUACGCGCAAGAACUGGGAGUCAACGCUGGCUCACGGUGAGUUGCCAAACUACGAGGACACCGUGGCCUACCUCAAGGCGCAGUGCAACGUUUUGGAGCGGUGCGAGGCCGCAAAUGGAUCGUCAAAGAGUGCACAACCUGCCGUGUCACCAAAGAUCACGGCGUACAAGUCUCAUGCGGCAACGGCGCCAGAGAAUCCUUCGACACAAUGCGACUUCUGUGCUGGCGUACACAUCAACUUCAGCUGCCCAGACUUUGUCAAGCUAAGCACCAAUGAGAGAACCGAGAAGGUAAAGUCGCACAGGCUGUGCUUCAACUGCAUACAGAAGGGACACAGCGCAAAGGAAUGCAGGUCGAAGAACUCCUGCAGAAAGUGUGAGAAGCGCCACCACACGUUGUUGCACUUCGAAAGCGCCCAGCCGGCCAGAUCGUCGCACGUCCAGUCGGAGUCCAAGCCCGAGGAGUCGAAGCCGAACGAAAUACCGGAGCCCGAGUCAGUAGCAGUGGAGCAGCCAGCAAGUGGCUCGUCCGCAACGUCGUGUGUGUGCAACCAGCCUCGUGUCGACUCCCAGGUGUUUCUGAUGACAGCCAUCGCGCAGGUGGUGGAUAUCAGCGGCGCAAAGCAUCAGUGUCGCAUCCUCCUGGACUGCGCCUCGCAGUUGUCGGUGUAA
Molecule: messenger RNA, 1032 nt
Organism: Culex quinquefasciatus (southern house mosquito)
Lineage: Eukaryota; Metazoa; Arthropoda; Insecta; Diptera; Culicidae
Exons: 2
Coding region: 1-1032 (343 amino acids)
Molecular function (GO): nucleic acid binding; zinc ion binding
Source: RefSeq, a predicted model, not a curated record